CAUCCAAUAUCUGCCAUUGACAGCUCCCGCGCGCUCGAAGGGCCAAUCUACCCUAUCCUCGCUUCCAGUUUCCACCGCUCUGCAGACACUGCGCUUCUCUCUUUUCGCCAUGUCUACCACAAUCUCCCGUAUGUUGAUCCGGCAAUCACGGACAGUGAUCCGACGACCUGCGAUUAGACACUCGUCCACAGCACAGGAAACCGCUGCAAAGGCCAAAGAUGCCGCCUCUUCAGCCACCUCGAAGGCCUCGGAGGGGCUGACAAAGGUGACUGCUGCUGCUGGUCCAGCCCUCGCUGGCGCCGUGUCUGGUGUUGGCGGUGCUUUGAAGAAAGUUGGAGGACGAACUGCCAAACUCGUCGCCUUCGUCGAAUCUUUAAUACCACCAACCAUCUAUUACUCGAGAGUCGGCCUUGAGCUGUCGAAGAUAGUCUUCCGCGGCCAGAAGAUGGCACCACCAGACAUGGCCACCUUCCAAUCGUACCUCCACUCUGCUUUCAACUCCCUCCGCCAGCCGUCCGUCCUCUUCGCCAGCCUAAGAAAUCCAAACGGCAGCAUUGCCCGUCUCCGAAACCUUGACGCAAAGCAGUGGGCAAUCGUUGGCAUCACCACCGCCGAAGUCAUCGGAUUCUUCUCCGUCGGAGAGAUGUUGGGGCGAUUCAAGGUGGUAGGCUACAGAGGAGAGGUUUCUCAUCAACAUUAG
Molecule: messenger RNA, 700 nt
Organism: Microsporum canis CBS 113480
Lineage: Eukaryota; Fungi; Ascomycota; Eurotiomycetes; Onygenales; Arthrodermataceae
Product: ATP synthase subunit g
Exons: 3
Coding region: 110-700 (196 amino acids)
Biological process (GO): proton motive force-driven ATP synthesis
Molecular function (GO): proton transmembrane transporter activity
Source: RefSeq, a predicted model, not a curated record